GUCUACCAUUAUCUCUCAGCUUGCAAGUUCUCUCUCUCUCAGAUAUUGAACUACAAGCUUCUUUGUACUGUACUUUUAAAUACGCCGCCGUUUUUAUAUUUCAUUGUUUUAUUUUUAUUUCUCGACUCGAAGAAUCAUGCAAACCAUUUCGCCUGCGUUCUCGUGUGAUCUCAAAUCCGUAAUUCAACCGAAUCUAACGGCUAAAAACGCGCGUUACUCCCACGUAAAUGGAAAACGCGUGUCUGUUCGUUGCGGUUACAGGUCCGAGUCGUUUAGUUUCCCUAACGGUGUUGGUUCGAGCCGAGCUGAUUGGCAAAGCUCGUGCGCUAUCUUAGCCAGCAAAGUAGUCUCGGCUGAGAACUCAAGCUCCAUGGCCGAUCAAGUCGCCGUCGUUAACGGGCACAGCAACGGCUCCGUCGAUCUUAGCCUUGUCCCGUCGCAAAACGGAAAGCCUGGAUUGGUUCAGCCGUUAACUAUCACAGAUCUAUCUCCGGCGCCGUCUCACGGAUCCACUCUCCGUGUAGCUUAUCAAGGAGUUCCCGGCGCGUAUUCCGAAGCGGCCGCCGGAAAAGCUUACCCGAACUCAGAAGCUAUCCCGUGUGAUCAGUUCGACGUUGCGUUUCAGGCGGUGGAGCUUUGGAUCGCCGAUCGUGCCGUUCUACCUGUUGAGAACUCACUCGGUGGUUCGAUUCAUAGAAAUUACGAUCUCCUCCUCCGUCACCGUCUCCACAUCGUCGGAGAAGUUCAGAUCCCGGUUCAUCACUGUCUCCUCGCACUCCCCGGAGUCCGUGCGGAUUGCAUCACGCGAGUGAUUUCUCAUCCUCAAGCUCUGGCUCAGACGGAAGGAUCGCUCAACAAACUCACCCCAAAAGCCGCGAUCGAGGCGUUUCACGACACAGCCGCGGCGGCGGAAUACAUCGCGGCGAACAACCUCCACGACACGGCUGCGGUAGCUAGCGCAAGAGCAGCUGACCUCUACGGGCUCCAGAUCCUCGCCGACGGGAUCCAAGACUACGCGGGGAACGUCACGCGCUUCCUCAUGCUAGCGCGUGAUCCGAUCAUCCCACGCACGGAUCGGCCGUUUAAAACGAGCAUUGUUUUCGCGGCUCAGGAGCAUAAAGGAACUAGCGUUUUGUUCAAAGUGCUUUCCGCGUUCGCGUUUCGAAACAUCAGCCUCACGAAGAUAGAGUCGCGGCCGCACCAUAACUGCCCGCUCAGAGUCGUAGGGGACGAAAACGUCGGAACGUCGAAGCAUUUCGAGUACACGUUCUACGUGGAUUUCGAAGCCUCGAUGGCGGAGGCGCGUGCGCAAAACGCGUUAGCGGAGGUGCAGGAGUACACGUCAUUCCUCAGGGUGCUGGGAAGUUACCCAAUGGAUAUGACGCCAUGGUCCACGUUACCCCCUAGCGAAGACGUAUGACAAUUAUCAUAUAUAUAUAAUUGAUCUCAUAAUUUAUAAUAACAUUAUGAUAAAAAUUUAUCAUAAUUUAUUUAUAUAUAUAUAUAUAUAUAUAUAUAUGUAUACUUGGGGAACUAAAUUAGAAUUUGUAGAACUCGUUUUGCAUGUGGAGUGGGAGAGAAUAAUAUUAGUUUUUUAAUUUCUAAACCCACUCAAACCAAUGUGUGUUGUAUAUGUAAUUAUGUAUCUUGCUACUGUUGGAACGAGACUGGUUUGUAGUUUUGUUUCUGAUGAUUUUAUUACAAUUGAAUAUAUUUCCUUAAGCUAAAGCACAGCUUUUCAUUAUU
Molecule: messenger RNA, 1746 nt
Organism: Capsella rubella
Lineage: Eukaryota; Viridiplantae; Streptophyta; Magnoliopsida; Brassicales; Brassicaceae
Product: arogenate dehydratase 5, chloroplastic
Exons: 1
Coding region: 137-1420 (427 amino acids)
Biological process (GO): L-phenylalanine biosynthetic process
Cellular component (GO): chloroplast; cytoplasm
Molecular function (GO): arogenate dehydratase activity; prephenate dehydratase activity
Source: RefSeq, a predicted model, not a curated record